Molecule: messenger RNA, 738 nt
Organism: Parnassius apollo (apollo)
Lineage: Eukaryota; Metazoa; Arthropoda; Insecta; Lepidoptera; Papilionidae
Source: the annotation of a GenBank genome assembly
AUGGAAAUAUUUAGCAGUAAAAAUUUUGAAGAAAUACAGGUGGACAUGGAAGAUUUUGAUUUUACACAGGAAGAUUUGCGGGCAUUAACAUUACUCGAUACUAGCAUUAUACAGCAGAAUGAACAAGAUAAUCAAUCUCAUCUAGAGUUGUCGGAUUCAAACGAAGAACAGUUACAUAUUCCGAAAAAACGAAGACGUUUAAUCAUCCAAAGCGACAGUGAGAGUGAGUCUGAUUCCGUUCGAAAUUAUGUGACAGCCAAUAUUACCGCCUCAGAUCGUGUGUCAAAGAAAUGGUCACGCCCUAGGCGUCAACAACCAUCUAUUAUACCAUUUACCGAAACUUCAAGUAUGAACAAAGAAUUUUCUACUAUAUUAAAAGAAGCAGACCCGGGAGCUUUUUAUAGUCUUUUAGUGUCUGAUGAAAUUUUCGAUAUGAUUGUAGAGCAGACCAACUUAUUCGCCUUACAAUCCUGCGAAUCGAGAAAUGUAAAACCUUCAUCAAGAUCUCAUGCUUGGAAGCCAACAGACAGACAUAAAAUUAAACGUUUCUUUGGACUUAUCCUAUACAUGGGUCUUGUGAGACUCCCAAAGUUAAGCUAUUACUGGAGCAAAGAUAAAAUCUUAGGACAGACAUUUCCACGUACCGUCAUGAGCCGCAAUAGAUUCGAAAUAAUCCUACAGUACCUACAUUUAGUGAUAAUGAAACCGCAAAUAAAUCUGAUCGAAUCUCUAAGAUAA